UUUUGGGAUUAAUAGAAAGACGUGGCAUGAUGUGAGGCAGACAAUUUCCGAGCCACAACCCUGAACGUACUAUAUGCCCACGCCAUCGUUGUCUCUUCCUCAACAAACCAGCUUCAGCCUUCAGCUCGAGGCAUUAGCGCGCCCACUCGUGUUUGUGUUGUGUUGUACUGUGUCGGCCAUUGUUAUCCUCCUUAAAAUGCGCGCUCUUCUUACCUUGAGACCUCCGUGCAUUUCUUCUUGUUAUUUUCCUCCUACUUCCUCCUCUUCCAAUUCCUUUCUCUAUAGCUGCUUUAGACCCAACAAGCGUUUCCAUUUAUUCAAGCCUUGUUCUUCCCUCAGACAAACAAAGAAGCAGCAGUCCCUUCAAAAGAGUCCGCCCAAUGCUCCACAGAGUGUGAGGUGGUUCCUCAACCCCAAAGGCGACGAUGACGAGAAAAUAAAAGGGGAUGGGGAUGGGGAUAAUGGAGAAAUUGAAGGGGACACUGCGCUUAAAGGUACCCUUUUGGCUGGAGUUUUACUUGUGGGUGUUGUUGGUGGAUUUGGAUUUGCUGGGUACGUCUACAAGGACCAAAUCAACGCUUUCUUGAACCAGUUCUCCACUUUCAUUGAAGGCUAUGGACCUGCUGGAUAUGCUUUGUUUGUAGCAGUUUAUGCAGGAUUGGAAGUUCUUGCUAUUCCUGCCAUUCCAUUGACCAUGUCUGCUGGUCUUCUUUUCGGCUCUGUCAUUGGCACCAUUAUAGUCUCUAUUAGUGGAACAGUGGCGGCAAGUGUUGCCUUUCUGAUUGCUAGAUAUUUUGCUCGUGAGCGAAUUCUAAAACUAGUUGAAGGGAACAAAAAGUUCCUUGCAAUUGACAAAGCAAUUGGAGAAAAUGGCUUCAGAGUGGUGACCCUCCUUCGAUUGAGUCCUUUGCUCCCGUUUUCACUGGGGAAUUAUCUCUAUGGAUUAACAUCUGUGAAGUUUGUGCCAUAUGUGUUGGGAAGUUGGCUGGGGAUGCUUCCAGGAACAUGGGCUUAUGUCAGUGCCGGUGCAUUCGGUCGAGCAAUUAUUCAAGAGGAUUCAGAGUUCGGGAUCGGUGGAGGAAAUGGUAUAUUGACUCUCGGACUCGGACUGUUGGUCACUGCUGUAGCAGCAGCUUAUGUGACGCAGCUUGCAAAGGAUGCCGUGAAAGAUAUCGAGUGAGCAUUCAGGAGCCAGUUUUGGUACACUUAAGUUGAUUACAGUAUAGCUGAAAAUUGUAAAACUGACGACUGCAAAUCUAGCGUAUAUACAUCAAAAUCAAUCUGUAUGUAAUGCAAUGAAUUCCACCUUUUAGUGAAUAUACCAUCCUUAUUGUUACG
Messenger RNA from Hibiscus syriacus, 1338 nucleotides. Its product is annotated as TVP38/TMEM64 family membrane protein slr0305-like. Bases 74 to 1180 code for a protein of 368 amino acids. Lineage: Eukaryota; Viridiplantae; Streptophyta; Magnoliopsida; Malvales; Malvaceae. The transcript is spliced from 7 exons. The record is from RefSeq and is a predicted model, not a curated record.